Pocillopora meandrina is the source of this 867-nucleotide messenger RNA. Lineage: Eukaryota; Metazoa; Cnidaria; Anthozoa; Scleractinia; Pocilloporidae. The record is from the annotation of a GenBank genome assembly.
AUGGUCUUUGGGCACAGAAAUUGUGCAGUAUUUGGGUGCCAUAACAGUGGGAAAAAGCUUGAGAAAUGGGCUUCACAGCAAUGCGAAGUUCACGAUUGUUUACACGGCACUCCGCCAUGUGACUGUCCGCUGCCGUUCAAGCUAUUUCCGUUCCCUACUGAACGCAAAAACAAUGAGGGUAGAAAGCGCUGGAUCCAUCUUCUAAAGAGAAAAGGCCCGAAAGGAGAAGUCUGGCAACCUAAUAAUUCGUCGAGAGUCUGCAAUGAGCACUUUGUUGAUGGGAAACCCACGAAAGAAAACCCUGAUCCUGUACUCAAAAUGGGCUACGAGACAAAGUCUACUCGUAACCGUAAACCGCCUACUGAUAGAUCAUCAUUACUAGAAGAAAUGAAACGUUUAAGAACUCAAGAUAAUACUCAAGAUAACACACAAGAUAAUAUUCAAGAUGAUACUCAAGAUAAUGCACAUGAUAGUCAAGAUGCUCCUGUGAUUCAAGAACCAAGUAGUUCCUCGUUUAUAACAGAAGAAGAACAUUGUACUACUGCCGGUCGACCCGACCAUAUCACUCACGAUCAUGCAUAUUCGUUUGGCUGGUACAACCUAGAAGAUCCUGACUUCUGUAUGAAAGAAAAAUGCUUGCAGGAAAGACUCAAGCAGUUCAAUGAGAUCAAAGAUCUCAAAGAAAAACUCCAAGAACUUGAAAGUGAACUCAAAGCAUGUAAGAUAAAACUCAAGGCCAGACAGCGUAAGGGACUAGAACAUUCUGAUUUGAAAACAAAUUCAUCUGUUCGUCUACUAACCGGCCUACCAUCAAAACGAGUAUUCAAUAAGUUGUUUGAAGUAGUGAAGGGAAACAUUAAAAAGUAA